Strongylocentrotus purpuratus (purple sea urchin) is the source of this 759-nucleotide messenger RNA. It is a transcript of the gene fmc1, whose product is annotated as protein FMC1 homolog. The transcript has 3 exons. Bases 56 to 391 code for a protein of 111 amino acids. The record is from RefSeq and is a predicted model, not a curated record. Gene Ontology annotation, cellular component: mitochondrion. Lineage: Eukaryota; Metazoa; Echinodermata; Echinoidea; Camarodonta; Strongylocentrotidae.
ACUUAGAUGCCAUUUUCAGUCCAAAUUUUGGAGACGGUGGAUCUUGCCUCCUGCGAUGUCUUCCUCAUUGGUGCUGAAAACUGACGCCUUAAAUGUGCUGAGAUGUAUUGCAAGAGAACUAAGAUAUGCGAAUCCUAAGUCAUCUCCUCGGAACUUGCUAGGUUUCCAGUACCUCAUGAAGCAGUAUAGAGAAAACCAACUCACCCAAGAGCAAGUAUGCAGGUCACACAACAGCUUGCUGCACAAUGCACAGACCUAUUUGUGUCUACUUCGCAGUACCAGGGAAUGCGAGGCAUUGAGAGCAGAGUACACACAUGAGGAAAGGACUGUCCAAGAGAGUGCAAGGCUUGUUGGAUUAGAACUCCCCAAGACACCACCACUCGGUGAAUGAAAAGAAUUAUGGAACAAUGAUCGACUAAAAGAAAUUUACAUGUAUUUUCCUGGAACUUUUAUGAAGAAAUUUACAUAACAAGGAAGACUUAAUUCUGAAAUCUGAAUGAGGGCAGCAUGUCCAAGCCAUCAUGUAGGAGAUCUAUCCUCUGAGCCAGAGUAUUUCCCAUUUCCUGUUUAUUGGACCAGACGACACCUGUAGUUCAUGCUGUGCAAAGCCAAGGUUCACCUACUGGUAUAUUCUGAUUGGGCUGUAUGUAUCAGGCCUGAUAAAUACCAGAUUUAAAUGUUUCCAGAUUUAUUUUUCCUCAGAUUUGUUUUCUUCCCCGAUUUACCCCCUAUUUUCCCAAUUUUCUUACUCAAAGGGGG